This is a messenger RNA of Opisthorchis viverrini, 519 nucleotides long. RefSeq lists its product as hypothetical. The record is from RefSeq and is a predicted model, not a curated record. The transcript is spliced from 2 exons. Bases 1 to 519 code for a protein of 172 amino acids. NCBI's taxonomy places the organism in Eukaryota, Metazoa, Platyhelminthes, Trematoda, Opisthorchiida, Opisthorchiidae.
AUGACGACUAGUGGUUCGGUCAAGUUGGUCGAAAAAUCCAAAAAUGAGCUCUGCAAAACUGCGCUGGCUUCUUCAUCGUGCCUGGGGUGGCAACAUCGUCUUGAGGAGCGACUGAGAACCUGGACCGGCACCGUCAAGUUGGAUUUGAAGGGGUUCGAUUUCAACCUACCACAAGAUAACCGUUGCUGGAGUGGAAGAGGGAUCCAAAUGUGUGAGCACCUAGCCUGUUUGGGCACCUUGCUGAGUUCCGGAACUAUUCGACCUGGUCAAUUUGACCAAACAGAAAUAGAUGCGAUCGGACAAUUCAGUCUUAAUGAGGCACUGGAAUCAAGAAAGGCCCACACAAGCAACUUCUUCUCAAAGAUAAUUAUGCAAAACGUGGCCGCUACGCGUUUUGGACAGCCGAAAAACGAAGGUAUCGCGAAGAACAACAUGGCCUAUGAUUGCUCGACUCGAGCAGCUGAUUCACCAACGCCGAUCCUGACCGUUUCGACAGGUUCUACAUCGUUCGUACGCUGA